CAGGAGGAUUUGUAGCAAAAUAAAAUGUGUGGGGGUACACCAAAAGCUACAAAUGGGACAAGGACACAAAUAGAAAGAGCAAGAAACAACAACGAUGUACCACUUGGAAGAAGUCUCUCUUGUACCAAAUCGGAUGAAAGGAUUAGAAAAUCUUUGAGAGACCAAAGUGUCAGCUGUGUGAACAAAGUGACUACACUGCUGCAAAACAGCUGGUCCUCUUCAGAGUUUGACUUGAAUGAAAUCCGCCUGAUAGUUUACCAAGACUGCGAGAGGAGAGGCAGACAGGUCUUAUUUGAUUCCAAAGCAGUCCGCAAAAUUGAUGAAGCUGUGGCUCAGAAAAUGGCAGAGGAUGCUUCUGUAAAGACUUCUGUAAAGAACUGCCAAGCAAGCAAUGGGAGCAACAAUAAUUCUCCCCAUAGUCCCUCAGUAAGCUGUAUGCAAAAUAUCAAAGAACAGAUAUCAAAGUAUCAGUACACCAGACCAGCCUCUGAUGUCAAUAUGCUGGGAGAAAUGAUGUUUGGCUCAGUAGCAAUGAGUUAUAAAGGCUCCACCUUGAAAAUUCACUAUAUACG
Mesitornis unicolor (brown roatelo) is the source of this 572-nucleotide messenger RNA. Its product is annotated as folliculin-interacting protein 2-like. The annotation marks the transcript as partial. Gene Ontology annotation, molecular function: ATPase inhibitor activity; protein-folding chaperone binding. The record is from RefSeq and is a predicted model, not a curated record. NCBI's taxonomy places the organism in Eukaryota, Metazoa, Chordata, Aves, Mesitornithiformes, Mesitornithidae. The transcript has 4 exons. Gene Ontology annotation, cellular component: cytoplasm.